Molecule: messenger RNA, 1026 nt
Organism: Diaporthe citri
Lineage: Eukaryota; Fungi; Ascomycota; Sordariomycetes; Diaporthales; Diaporthaceae
Exons: 1
Coding region: 1-1026 (341 amino acids)
Source: RefSeq, a predicted model, not a curated record
AUGUCUCCACCGGCCUGGUCCAGGCUCCGCUCCAAGGAGUACACGUACGCACUCGUGGCCGUCCUCGUCGUCCUCGUCUACUUCACCUUUUUCAGGCACGGUGGCGGCAUCCACGCGGCGGCUGACUUCCAGCAUCUCUUUCCGGCGGGAGACGAUGGGUCCGCCUCCGACAUCUCACCACCCGCCCUCGUCGAUGACACCGGCGGCGUGUCUCCGAACCAGCCGAUAGCUGGCAGCACUAUUGGCGGGAGCAGCGGCGGCUCCUCCGCGUCCGAUGGAAAGCCGCAGCAUCAACAACAGCAGCAACAACAGCAGGGCCCGCCCCCACCGGCAGUCGACCGCCCCAAGGCCGUCAUCAUCGAGAGCAGCAUGAUCCCGAACCUGAUCCCGGUGAUGCUGCACUUCGCGACGGUGCUCGGGCCGGCGUGGGGGAUGGUGCUCUUCACGCUCAGGGACAACUGGGUGGAGCCGCUGUCGGCCCCCUUCCAGCGGCUGCAGGACGAGGGCCGCGUCGAGGUGCGAUUCCUGCCCGAGGGGACCAAGCUGGCCGACUCGGGGUCGGUGUCGCGGUUCCUGACGUCGCCGUGGGUGUGGGAGCAGGUGGUCGACGCGAAGCGGGUGCUGCUGUUCCAGAGCGACAGCAUCCUGUGCUCGCGGUCCGAGGAGAGGGUCGAGGACUACUUCAAGUAUGACCUCGUCGGCGCCCCGAUCGCGGAGCAGUACGGGCAGGGCUUCAACGGCGGGCUGAGCGUGCGCAACCCGCGCGUCUUCCUCAACGUCACGCGCUCCGUCGACUUUGCGACGUCGGGCGCCGAGUUCGAGGACCAGUACUUCUACGCCGAGCUCAUGAAGGCCGGCGCGGAGCUGCCCACCGUCGAGGCCGCCAUGACUUUUGCCGUCGAGACGAUGUACUACGAGACGCCGCUGGGGUACCACCAGCCGCAGAGGUGGCAGGCGGCCAAGAUGCCCAACAUCGAGGAGUGGUGUCCGGAGGUCAAGAUGCUCAUCGGGCGGAGGGCGCAGUGA